GAUCGUUCCCACAAUACACCACAGGCAUAGUAUAUAUCCACACACGUUAAUAACUGUAUUAUUACAAUCGAUUGGUCCACUGCGGACAGCAAAAAGUUUCGUGAACUUAACCGUGACAACCAUUUCCGGUCGUGUCGCACUUUCUUGGCUCUGAGGAAACUAUCGAUAUUUCUCUCUAGGACUCAAAAAUUCUGACUAACAUCAAAGAAGAACUAUAAGUAGGAAUAGCCGCAUUUAACUUCUGAUUUUGGCGGCAAAGAUACUUUUAGCAGUGUUGUUAAUAUCUCUUUAAUAGGCGCCAUUCCUUGGAUUCGGGCGUGACCCAUGUUUGCGGUCUACAUACACAAACAUACACAUCCAGUAAUCUCAGAAUGGACUUACAAACGAGGACUCCAUCGUUUUAAUACCACACCACAUCACGGAUAUCAACACCAAUGUGUAACUGGUGGAUGGGAUAACUUUAAAUUUCAGUUUUGUCUACAAACAAGUCGAAUAAGGCCCUACCAAUUAAUCAGGUGCAUUAGCUCAUCCGGAUCAUGGCCCUUGAACUUCCUUUUAACAACUGGCCUUUCUCCUCGGCCAAUGGUGGCCGCCCUGGACAACAGAACCAACAGAAGACCUUUAAGAGAUAUGAUAGAAAUGAGUCUCCUUUCAAAGACAUCAGUCCGAUCCCGACUGGUCGUGACUUUGGAACUUUCCCAAUCGUGGAUCGUCAACCUAAGAAUGUUGCUCGCAAAGAGGCAACACAGAAUCUAAACAUCCGUGCCAGCAGAGGGUUCCUGCCUCCCGAGGAGUUGACCCCCGAGAACCAGUUUCUCCCCAUUCCUGAGAAUGAUGAUGUUACUCGUCAUAAUCCACUCCAUGAGCCUGCAAUUGUCCAACAGGAACCUGAGAUUCAACUUGAGACAGGAACAAAAGAACCAUGGAGAGGACUGUCUCUGAUGGAUCGAUACAGAGAUUCCAAACGAAAGCCUAAGCCGGUUAGACGGACCAAUUCAUUGCUAGAAUUCUCGGAAUUCAUUCUUCAGCAAGAGGAUGGAACGACUGUCCAACCAGGACAGAACCCUCCUCGUCAUUUCCCAUCUCCAACACAAAGGCGGAGACAACCGCCCGCCAUGACCGAGCAACAGGCUUUGAAAAGGAUGGAUCUCCAACAAAAACUAGCAUACCAUCUGUAUAACAGUGACACUGGCAGGCAGCCGAACAGUGGUCUUACCGGAGGUCAGCUUUAUAGUAGUGGACGUAGACGAGCUAAUGGAGGUCUCAAGGCAAACCAGAGGAAUGGUCUUGAAAAUGGUAUCCAGCAACCAAGAGUUGUGCCUUCACUGAUCCCAACAGCCCAACCGAUCAACCACCAGCCAUUCGAUGAUAUCCCAUACCUACCUAGAAAAAACAGGCGGACAGAAUCUCAAAGAAAGGAGAGAAAGAUUUUGUGUUGUGGAAUCAGUCUUGUGCUUACUGGUCUCAUACUCUUGUGCGGAUUCAUCGCUAUGUUUGUAGCCAUUACCGUUCUCAACGAUGCCUGGCCGAACAGCGGUCUUGUGCUGGUAGGUGUGGUCUUCGGUCUCUUGGUAAUGGUUGUUGGAUUCAUCUUCGCCUGCCAUAGUUGCUUUUUUAUUGAGAAGGAAGAUGUUGAUACCCCUGCACAUGUCUCUAGCUAUCCUCCAGUGUGGCAGCAUUCUCUUCAGAGGAGUACCAUUGAUCGUCAAGGUGCUUCUGAUGCCAUCCCUGUAACAGACUUACCUCUUGUUGGGGAUACUUACAACGAGCAACCACUUGAACCGGAAGUCAUUGUGACCGACGGAAACGUCGGUGAAACCGUCUUACCAAGCAUGCCUAACGGUUCUGUACCUGUAUCCAACGGGGUUCCAACACCGCUUGCCUUCGCUGCUCCAUUUGCUACAUCGCCGAAUGACUAUCAUAUGUAUUAAUCCUUUGCAUUCUGGCAUGUCUGGAGGCUAGUACAAAUAAGAUGUGAAUUAUAGAAUUCACAUGAUUCAGAAAUACAUUGGGUUAACUACGACCUGUUUCACCUCGCGAUAGUAAGGAUUCAAAGCAAAGCUUUUGCAAUUGAUAGAAUUUUGACACAUUGUCAACAUGGUCAAUGGUGAUUUAUCUAAACAAAGAUGUAGAAGAGAAUUUUUGGAUCAUGCUUAAACAUGGCACACCUGAAGGGGGCAGGCACUACAGCUUUGACAAUCCUGAAUAAAAGUUUAGGCAAGCUGCAGCUUGCCUAAACUUUUAUUCAGUCAUUAAUCACAUUGAUUGUUUUAUGAACUAUAUCAUAAGACGAUUAAAUACAAAUUCCAAUGUAGGUGUUUCCAAAUGAUGUGAACUCGAGAGAGUGAGAGAGAAAGAAUGGGGACGAGGGCAGGCGUUAUGUUUACAAUUAAAGCAUCUUCCGUACUGUAUUUGAAGAUUCCUUUUAGAUUGUCAAUAGCACGAAUGCAUGACCAAGAAAUAAAAAUUAUCAUCAUUAUUUUCAAGAGAUAUUUGAAUAUGUUAUCACGGUGAUUCAUAACUCUCAGAGUGCCGCCGGGUUUUCAUUCAUUUAAAUAUUCUUCUUUUUUUUCAUGAGAAUUAUUUAACACAGUCCGAAUGAGAUUAAAAGAAGAAAGCAAGAAUGUAAUAUUUCACAGUUUCAUUCCACGAAAUAAAUCCUCUCUUUUCAUGUAUUUUGUUAGUGUUUUCAGAAAUUGUGAUAUUUUGAACAAGUACAUUAGGGCCUUCACAAAGAAUGAAUUUAAACCAAAAGGAAUUUGCACUGUUCUGUUUCAGAUGGGGGUUAUUUUUCUCACAGUGUAUACUUUAUUACUGGAUAGAUAAUUACCAAUUAUCAUUGUACCUUUAUAGUAUAUAUAUACAAAAAUUUUGUUUACAUUAUUGUAUAUAUAAAAAAAAUGGAAUGCAUGCAAUUCUAUUAGUCUUAUUCAUACAUUCCGCAAACUAUUCAACCGUGUUCUUUCAUUAUUUACGAAAGGUAGAGGGAUGAAUAUAAACUUUAUGCGAGUCCUAUUACAAUAUAUUCAGUGAUGAACGACAAUAUACACUUGUAUUUAAGUUAAGGAGUAUGCAUUUAAAGUCCAUAUUUUCUUUAUUGUUCGAAAUAGUAAUCAGCAACAGAUAUCUUUCGAAAAUUUGUUUUGCCCAAUUUAUCGUUGACCCAGCAACCACUGUGCAGCACCAGAUCGACGUAGCUCUAUCCCUUGAAUUGUUGAAUGCCAAACAGGGUAGCAGCAACUCACGUCUUUUAACGUAUUUUGGUCUGACGCGGCAGGGGUUUGAAUUACCGACCUCAUGGUUGUGAGACGGAUGCUCUGGCAACUGAGCCAACACACCGGUUACUGAUUUCUUACUGAUUGGUAAAUGAUAGUCCCACCUCAUGAUAUUCAUAAUCAUGGAUGUAUAUAAUAUAUUUUGUCUCUACAUCGACAUCUAUUAUGUAUUUUAGAGGUACACGAGUCGUGAAAAGGACAGUAAUUAAGUACAGUAUGUUAUUAUAACACGCCCAUUUUAAUUGAUCCAUUUAUGUUUUGAAGUGUGUUGUUGACAAAAUAGAAUAAUUGUACCAGAAAGAGUUAAUAGAUGACUACACCCUUGUCUUU
This is a messenger RNA of Lytechinus variegatus (green sea urchin), 3605 nucleotides long. RefSeq lists its product as uncharacterized. The record is from RefSeq and is a predicted model, not a curated record. The transcript has 2 exons. Bases 537 to 1931 code for a protein of 464 amino acids. Lineage: Eukaryota; Metazoa; Echinodermata; Echinoidea; Temnopleuroida; Toxopneustidae.